AUGGAUCAGUUACAAGGAGCUGGGGUUUUCUCCAAUAACGAUUUACGAUCCGGUUAUUACCAGAUAAGGGUGAGGGGUGAGGAUAUCCCUAAGACCACUUUCAGGACUUCUUGUGGUCAUUACGAGUACACUAUACUAAAGGAAAAGAAAAUCUAUGCGAAACUGUCUAAAUGUGAAUUCUGGAAGGAAGAGGUGAAGUUUCUGGGUCAUGUGGUGAGUAAACAGGGGAUAGCAGUAGACCCAUCUAAGGUGGAGGCAGUAAUGGAUUGGAGGCGACCAACCUCUAUAGCGUUGCCAUUGACAAGGUUAACCCGCAAGGACGCGCCAUUUGUUUGGACUCCUGAGUGUGAGGAGAGUUUUCAGGCAUUGAAGCAAAAGCUGACCACCGCGCCUAUGUUGGUGUUACCUGAGCCAAAUAAAUCUUUUGAGGUGUACUGUGAUGCCUCACUAAAGGGUCUAAGGUGCGUGUUGAUGCAGCAUCGUAAUGUGGUGGCAUAUGCCUUACGUCAGUUGAGACCUCAUGAAGUUAAUUACCCUACGCAUGAUUUGGAGCUCGCUGCGGUUGUGUUUGCACUAAAGGUGUGGAGGCAUUACCUCUAUGGGAUUAAGUUCCAAGUCUUUUCUGAUCACAAGAGCUUGAAAUAUCUCUUUGAUCAGAAAGAGCUUAAUAUGAGACAGAGGAGAUUACAGAUCUCAAGUGAUUUUAAAUCCGAACUCCUAAAGGCACAUGAAAACGAUGACGUGUUACCGAAGGUGUUACCAGCCAUUGAGCAAGGGAAGCAAUGGAGAGUGUCGGAGGAUCAAGAUGGGUUAUGGAGAUUUAAGCUUCGGAAGUAUACUCCUGAUGCUAGCCAUGUGUUAGAACCUAAAUCUGCUCAGUUGAAAGAAGAUUUGACGCUUUCGGUGGCUCUGGUCAGAAUUGACGAUACUAGUAUCAAACGGUUGCGUGGAAAAGAGGUUUCUCUAGUCAAAUCGGUCUCAUCAUUUUCCUCCAUGGUGGACAGGAAGAACAAAGAAAUGUCCACUUUCGAGCUAUCUGGUAGGGCAAGGAUUCACUAUAUUUUCCAAUCCAUCUUUGUGAAUAGUUUAGAGAUACUAUUUUCAAUCUAUCUAUUUUCCCUUGCUUCAUCAUCUCUUCCUUUGAUGAUGCAACAAGCUCUGCUUAUGCAACAAACCAUGACUACACAGCAGGCUGCCAAUAAAGCCGCCACCAUGAAGUCUACAACAGAGUUAGCGGCAGUCUGA
Messenger RNA from Arachis stenosperma, 1245 nucleotides. RefSeq lists its product as uncharacterized. Bases 1 to 1245 code for a protein of 414 amino acids. The record is from RefSeq and is a predicted model, not a curated record. Lineage: Eukaryota; Viridiplantae; Streptophyta; Magnoliopsida; Fabales; Fabaceae. The transcript has 7 exons.